AUGGAAUUUGACGAAGAAACACCUGGCUUUCUUAUACCCAACGAAGAAGAAUUUCUGACCGGGUUCGUCUAUAACAUCGAAUCCUUUUGCAAAAGUCUUGAAGCUGGCGACGAUCCCUCUCAAAAACAACGUUUAUGUGAUGAAGUGCUAAAAUACAUACAAGGUUGCCAGCAACAACCUAUCUUACUAGAUAAAAUCCUCGCCCAGUAUGUUCCCAUACUAAGCAAUUUUGUGCAUUCUAAUGACGAUUCAAACAAUUUUCUCAGUUCCUUGGUUCUGUACAAUUUUUGCCGAAUUAGAGGCCACAAAAUCAUUCGUGUCUUAUUUCCCACAGAAGUGCAGCAACUUGAGACACUUUAUCAGUUCCUAAUAAAUGAAUUAGAUUUGCCAUGGCAGACAAUUUAUGUGAACUUUUUGUGGCUUUCUCAAUUGCUGAACAUCCCAUUCCCACUUUCUUCCAUUGAGCAAAGCAAAAAUCUCCAACUUCGUAUUGCAGACCUUUCUCUUUUUUUUUUAGAUAGGAGUGGACGGGAAAGAGAAGCUGCUUCUUUGGUUUUGGCGCGUUUACUCUCCAGACAAGAUUGCAUGCAUUUAUUACCAAGCAUCCUACAAUCCUCAAUUGAUUCAUGGGAUUCAAAAAAUCUCUUUUAUAAAAUUGGAUUUCUUUCAUCUUUGGCAGUAACUUUGAAGAUUUGUCAAAGAGAAGACUUUUUGGAUUAUGCCAGCAACGUUUUAUUGUUUUUAAGAUUCGUCCAAGCAUCAAAUUCCUCAAGUAAAAGUACCGCUCUACACAAACUCCUCUCGAAAUGCUAUGCAAGGGUCGGAUUACUUUUGAUUCCCAUAAAUGCAUCCUCCAAUUGGAAAUAUAACCCUUUAAUCCCAGACUCUUUUCAUUCUUUACCCCAAGACACCGAAAUGUCGGUUCAUAGCUAUUUGGAGGAAAUCAUUGAUUUUCUGCUUUCUUCAGUCGAAUACAACGAUACUUUUGUGCGCUGGUCUGCUGCAAAAGGCCUAGCCAGAAUUGUGGAACGUCUUCCUUGGUACUUGGCCGAACAAGUAAUCGACGCUGUUAUCAUUUUAACACUCGAUAACACCUUUUUGAAUCCAAUUUAUAAUACUGUUAACAUAUCAAUUACUUGUCCUGAUCUUUGGCAUGGUUCUAUGCUAUUCUUUGCUAGGUUGGCAAACAUGAGGCUUUUGAAACAUAAAACAAUUUUGCAUAUUCUACCCCUUGUUGAAUUAGGUUUGUCUUAUGAAAUACGCGUUGGAACACGAGUUUCUGGUCAGAGCAUUCGUGAUGCUUCUUGCUAUUUCAUAUGGUCUCUGUACAGAUCCUAUUUGCGUAAAGAUAUUGAGCCUGUUCAGUUGAAUCUUGUGCAUACUUUGCUUCAAACUUUGUUGUUUGACAGAGAAGUAAAUAUCCGUAGAGCAGCAACGGCCGCUUUAUUCGAGAUGGUUGGAAGACAUGGCUCAGUACCCGAUGGUUUGAAUCUUAUUUCAUUCCUUAAUUACACAUCUGUUUCUGAUCUUUCUUACUGCUAUUGCGAGUAUGCAUUAGAGGUUGCCAAAAACCCACAUUUUCGUACUUGCAUUUACCAAAAGUUGUUGCAAAAUUUGCAUCAUUUUGAUUCCAAAAUUCAGAAUUUAGCAGACGCAUCCUUGUAUAAAUUGUUUUCAAUAUACCGCAAGGAAGCUACCGUGUAUUUGCCUUUUCUUAAAGACCGACUUUCAACCGGAAAUACUGAUCAUGCUUAUGGAGAUUUUCUCGCCAUUGGAAACAUUUUGAGGUGCUUAUUAGAUCAAGACUCUUCCAAGGUUAUUGACGAAGUUGGAUCUUUACUUGAUUAUGGCACUUAUAUGCCGGUUGCUAGAUUUUCCCGUUCGCAGAAAACCAAAGUACUUUCUGGAGUUUGCCGAAUGAUAAACUCUAUAUUCUCUUCUCAAUGCGUUUUUGGUAAAAAUCUAACAGAUUCUGCCUUAAAUUGUCUUAAAAGUGCAAUUUCCCUUCGAGAGGAAUCAAUCACUGAGGAUGUAUCGAAUGCAUUUAACUCUUUGAUACAACAUGACUCAUCAAACAGCUACUUAUUUGAGUUUAUGUCUUUGUAUAAUAUAAACUCUUCUCCUGAAGAGUUCUUGACAGUCGUUUCUAUAAUUGAAAAACUGCCUGAUAUUGAUAUAUCUCAACAAGAAAAGAUUGUUUCAUAUUUGAAAACAUCAUAUUGCUCGAAGAACGUAUCUAUAGAGUUCCAGACUUCAAUUAUUUCGGCUUUCAGAGGCCUAUGUCAAAGUGUGUACAGAAAGUCAACGGGUACUAAAGUAAAUGAAUUUACAAACUUUCUUGUUUCAAUUUCUUAUAACUAUAGAAUCGAUACAAGAGGUGAUGUAGGCUCAUGGGUAAGAAAACAAUCCUUGCUUGUGUUCAAACUGUUGAUUACUUUGGAUUCACAAUUCCAAAAACUUCAAAAAUCUCAUGUCAGCUCAAUUUUUUCUUUUAUGGUUCGUCAAGCAUUUGAUAAAAUUGAUAAUAUUCGUUUGUUGGCCUUACAGUGCUUAAACGAUUUGAAAGGACAUCCCGUAUUAAAAUGUGACGAAGGCUUACAAAACAUUAUUGCAUCUUCAUACAAAUGCGAGGCAGAAUAUUUUAAAAAAAUAAAAGAAGAAAGUUUGAAUAUCCGGUUUCUCGAAUAUCCUGUUUUUCGUGAAGAUGCUUUUAAAGGUAUAGUGGCUUUCACAGGAAAUGGCUUUGGAGGUGGAAAGAUAUUUUUAUGUUACAAUAAUUACAAGCAUUAUGUUUGCCAGUUGAAAGAUUUCAGAAAUGAAAGUGGUUCAGACUGUGGGUUGUCGAAACAAGAUAUUUUCGAUCUAUAUGUCCAUUUUUUAUUAUCUGAGGCAGAGGAUAACCGUUUUUACUACCAAGUAGUAUCGUCUUUUACGUCCUUGUUACUCAGUGGUUUAUUUGAGAGGUUCACUUCUACAAAGUCUGUUGUCCGUAUAGCUUUUCUAGCUCAAAGAAGAGCUACAAAAUGUACUUCAACAGCAGGAAUUAUCAUUAUUCUUAACAUGUUAAGAAGUUUCCUGAUAUCCAAGUAUGACAUCUUAGCAUUAUACUCUUUUAAGUAUAUAUCCAAUUUUCUUGUGCAUUCUCGAGAAAAUAUUAGGUUACAGGCUGCAGAUAUCCUUUUCUUUGCUAUUCAAGCAAAGAUUACUACUUUCAUUCCCGAACAUAUCAUAGAGGAGUUUCUUACUGUGGAUUGGUAUGCGCCUUUGCAUACGAAUGCUAAGUUUGUAAAGGGAUUCAGACAGAUUAUCCAGUCCAAAAUUGAGCAGGAUGAACAGUCUAUGAAAAAAGAGAAAAAAAGGCUGUAA
This is a messenger RNA of Schizosaccharomyces osmophilus, 3366 nucleotides long. It is a transcript of the gene alp1, whose product is annotated as tubulin specific chaperone cofactor D, Alp1. Lineage: Eukaryota; Fungi; Ascomycota; Schizosaccharomycetes; Schizosaccharomycetales; Schizosaccharomycetaceae. Bases 1 to 3366 code for a protein of 1121 amino acids. Gene Ontology annotation, molecular function: beta-tubulin binding; GTPase activator activity. The transcript has 6 exons. The record is from RefSeq and is a predicted model, not a curated record. Gene Ontology annotation, biological process: tubulin complex assembly; post-chaperonin tubulin folding pathway; microtubule cytoskeleton organization.